GCCCCUGCGCUUCAUUGCGAGAGGACGGCGCGUGCGCAGCGCAUAUAUAAAUCUAGGUCGCACUCAUGUGAUAGUUCACAUUUCUCUCGCUCAUGAGAAAAAGUGCUCAGUGACCGCAUCGCGUUAAUAAUUCUAACGGUUUACAAAUAUAAUCUCUCCGCUCUCUCAAUGCACAUGUGUGAUUACAAAAAUUUAAAGUGCCAAAAUAUGGCGGAUUCAUCUAUGUGGUUUAUGUGAUGCCGCAGUGUUAACGUAAUUGAGGCUUUAAUUUGUUGUUAUCCGACCGGACACAGUCUGCAGACGUUUCUUAGAAGUGCUGAAUUGAUUUUGUGAAUGAGUCAGCUAACAGGCGUCGGGAUUGUUAACUUCGUCAACGUGCUGCCCACGAUCUCAGAAGGCGUGACAAUGAGAGAAAAAAGGGGAGGUGCUAUGAGCAAAAUGCAAAAGCUCAGGAAACGCCUAUCCCUAAGCUUCGGUAGAUUGUCAACAAAAGACGAGUCAGAAGUUGAAGGGGAGUGUCGGGGUCGACAAAACGGUGGCGGUGGUGCACGCGGGAAGCUACCCUACAACGGAUACUCGGAAGAGUGCCUCGAUCGACUAGAGCCCAACGGCAACAUACCUAAUGAUAAGGAUUCCCAUUAUGAGUGGAGUGGCGGCGGUGGCAACGGUGAAUACCGUGUUCGAAGGCAGCUGUCGGUAUCUUCAGACUCGAAACUCCUAGACGAGGGUGCGAGGGAGGACGCGAGGGUAGUGAUGAGGCCGAAACGACCACCCAGGCCAAAGUCGGAAGCUUUCCUUGGCCCACACGAACAUUCUAAUCGUCGGACCAAGCGGUUUAGUGCCUUUGGGGGUGACUCCCCCUUCGGAAAAUCCGAGGCUUAUAUUAAACUGGAGCAGCUCGGCGAAGGCUCCUACGCUACAGUAUAUAAGGGGUAUAGCAAUUUAACACAGCAAGUUGUCGCAUUAAAAGAGAUCAGACUGCAAGAAGAGGAGGGCGCGCCGUUCACAGCGAUACGUGAGGCGUCACUUCUCAAAGAACUGAAACACGCCAACAUUGUAACGUUACAUGACAUCGUGCACACGAGGGAAACGUUGACGUUCGUGUUCGAAUUCGUGGACACAGACUUAUCGCAAUACAUGGAGAUGCACCCAGGUGGCCUCAAUCGGCAUAAUGUCCGACUAUUUAUGUUCCAACUUCUCCGAGGUCUCGCCUACUGCCAUCGGAGACGAGUUUUACACCGGGACGUUAAGCCACAGAACUUACUGAUAAGCUCGCACGGUGAACUGAAACUGGCAGACUUUGGGCUCGCACGUGCGAAAUCUGUUCCUAGCCACACAUACUCGCAUGAAGUCGUCACAUUAUGGUACAGGCCGCCAGAUGUUCUUCUCGGGAGCACGGAAUAUUCAACGUCGUUGGACAUGUGGGGAGUUGGGUGUAUAUUCGUAGAAAUGCUCUGCGGCGUACCCACAUUCCCGGGAGUCAGAGAUACGAACGAUCAGCUCGACAAAAUUUUCAAGGUGGUCGGCACGCCUACAGAAGAUAGUUGGAACGGCGUGUCCCGCUUGCCCGGGCUGAGGGCGCACGUGUCCCGCUGGGGCGCGUGCCCCGCGCGGCCGCUGGCGGCGGCGUUCCCGCGCCUGCGCGACGCGGGGCGGGACGCGCAGCGCCUGGCGGCCGCGCUGCUGCAGCCCGACCCCGCGCGCCGCCUGCCCGCGCCGCGCGCGCUCGCGCACGACUACUUCUCACCGCUGCCGUCUCGCCUCUCGCACCUGCCCGACGAGGUGUCGAUCUUCACAGUGGAAGGCGUGAGCAUACACCCCGAAGACUAGGCGCCUACCGCACGCGUAGUAGAAUCUGUUCACUUGUUCCUCCCCGAGCGGGACAUUCUUAGUUAGUACCUAUCAAUUCCUAUAGUUUUAAUCAACGGUCGAAAUACGGUUCAUUCAUUUCGACGGACCAACGUUUCCUGAUAGUCCAAGAACCCUUCCCCCUCCCCGCCCCUCUCCUAGUAUAAACGCUCGAACGCGCAGCGACUGUCGUCACACUCACGAGCUCGCCUCGAACUCCAUCCAUCCGUCGAUCGCUUCGACUUUAAUGUUACAUUAGCGCUUGUUAAGCUUCUAAUAAUAUCCAUCCAUGUAAUUCAAUUAUUCUAUGGUGACAAGGUAUACUGAUAGGUGUCGAGUGUACCGUUUAUUUGUAUAAAUAUAUAUAAACAGAGCAGUGUGCCAUGUAUAUCUAUAACUGAGAGUAUGACGAGUUAUUUUAAAAAAAAAAUAAGAUUUUUAUGCUGGAUAUAUGCUCAUAAUUUUGGUAAAAAUUUUGAAGAUGUUUAUUUAUAUUUACUAUGGGAUAUAUGAAAUCAGUGCAGUCUUAUGAAGUGACCCUUGUAUCAUAAUCACCGAGCACCGGAUGAGCUAAUCUAUAAUCUUUAAGUUACUUACCGAACAAAGACAAUCGGAGAAAAUUAAUUGUCGUUUCUAUUAGAGCUUUAGUAAAUUUAUUUGGCGUCUGUCUUAACGUGCACAUUCCUGAGGUGCUAUCGAGGGAAGCUAAUGGUGGUGAGCUAUGUUUAAAAAAAAAUUGUCAUGAUUCAAAAUCGGGAUGUCGAAAUUUUUCGGUAUAACCAACGCGUUGUUGUUCCAAUAGGUAAUGAAUACAUCGAGUAUUAUAUCCUAAAGUAUCGAACGCUAGUUUUCACUUCUCACCGACCUAAGUCGGGGAAAGCGAGCGAUGGAUCGCUUGCAGUGAUACAAUUAAAUAAUAAAUGAGACGUCAACCAAAAUUUAUUUAAAAUAUCGUGACAGAUCUCAAGUUUAUUAAGUGUGGGACCGUCCUUUUGUAUAUUGUAACGUGAUAGGUUCGAUUAUGAAAAUUUUAUUAAUUAAUCUGUACAAGAAUGUAGAACGAAGCUAGAUUUCUAGCUAUUAGGGAAUUUACCGUUUUAGCGAAAUUUUUAGUGGUCCCUCACAUUGUAAGGUUAGGGUCGCAAUGUAGGUACCGGCGCAUUGGCAACUUAAAUGUUUAACAUCUAUACUAGAAUAAAAAUGUGAUGGACUAGAAAUGAAAAUAUAGUCUUUAGAAUGUAAACAAUGAUAAGUACCGAGUUACUUCUCGAAAUUUCGAUUUCGUUAAAGAAGAUAGAAAAAUCAUAUCCUUUUAGACAAUUUCAUAAUUCAAGUAAACUUUAGAGAAUGUUCGAAUUCAACGAGAAAGUCCUUAAAGAUUUAUUAUAGUUUUCGAUCUAGUGAACAUCUCACAAAGACAAUGCAAGUCUGCGACGAGAUUUUCUCAUUUCAUUCGCUCGGAAUAUAAAUGAAGAACGGAACCAAUAGAACCGUGUUUGAAACUGUUUUGACAGGUUUACAUUGUUACUCCGCUUAUAAGGAGACAACACGUGCGGUCUGAAAAAAAAAGAAAAAAUAAUUUAUGCAAUAAUUAUUUUAAUUCUCAUAAUUAGAUACAAUAAUUACUUUGUAAUAGGAUAAUUGAUAUAAAUUUCUACGAAAAAAUUAAGCUGUAAAAAUGCGUUUUUACUUAAAUCAAUCGAAUAAAAAAUAAUAAUAAUAGCCUAAAUAGGCUUAGCCUAACGAAUAGGUCAUACUUCACUGCCAAUGUUUAAGACAGAAAAGUUUGAGUUAGGCAGGACAUAAGUAGUGUCGAGUUGUCAGUGUGCGCGGACACUAGUGCGAGUAUAAUUAGUGUAGUGUAGAGAAUACAGAGCUUUAGAGAUUAUAUUGAGUGGAGGACGUCGCUCGAUAUCGUUUGAGCGCAAAAUUUCGAAAUUAAUUCAAAUAUUUAUUUUGGAUCAAUUCCGCGUUUAGAAGCGUUAUUUGUUUAGGAUAAUCUUCUGGAAGCAAACUUUGCACAGGCUAUAGAUUCGCUCAAUCUAUAGAACAUUUUUUGAUUUAUUUUUUUUGUAACGCGAACGCGAUUCGAUUUCGUAGCUAUAUUAGAAAAUAUUUAUUUAGAAUUUAAUCAUUUAUAGUAAAAAUAUUUGUAAUGUACGAAAUAUUCUUCAUACUUAUUGACAAUAUUUAUAAUCAUAAAGUCGAAGGCCGUUCUCCACUCUCUCGGCUUAGUUAACCCUAAUUCGGUUCCAAACACCAAACUAGCGAGUAAAUUGUAUAGAAAAAAAAAUCGCAAUACUAUCAGUGUAUAUGAUUUGUUGAGUUUGUUCCAUUUGUGUAAUUAGUGCAGAUGAUGUUCACCCGUUGAGUGAGGCACUGGCGUAGUGUAUGAUGAUGAAGUGUAUAGUGUACGAUGAUGACGGAGCAUUUAACUGAAUGAGUUUAUCACUAACAUACACUUGUUUCAUAAUUAAUUUUCAUUACGAAUUCAACUAAUCCUAUCCUCGGAACGGAACUGUGUAGUUUUAUGUUUAUUGAUUAAAGCAAAUGAAACGUUUUAACGAAUUUAGUUCUUAUUACGUAAGAAAUAAAUGUCACGAAUGCGUAAACGAAACGUAAUUACGAGACAAGUGUAAUUAGGCGAAUGGCGAUGUACUGUCGCGUAAAAUGUAAUUUGCAUUUGUAUAAUGAAGAACUGAUGUAACGAAGUGUACGAGUAGACGAAAGUUAUUUGUAAAUAGUCAUAUUAGUUUAUUGUAUACUUUAGUUUCUCCAGUCCUGGACAAGUUGCCAUUGCUGUAUGAGUUUCAUAGCGGUAACUUCGUAUUUUACAAAACGAUGCUUCUAUAACACUUUGUUUGGUUGGCCCUUGGUCAUUGUUCCUUAUAUUUUAGUAGUAAAAGAAAGUUUUCUAUUAUUUUUAAGAGGAUAUAAACAACUAAUAAAUGUGUUGUGCAAUAUUUUGUACUAUAUAACAGUGAUUUGUAUAAUUUAUAUGCUUCGUUUUGUAAAAGUGUAAUAUUGUUCAAAUCUUCGUGCUUACUUUUGUUUUUCCAACCCUGCAAGUAUGUGAACAACAAAGGACGUUGCGACUACAUACAUAUUUCAUAUCCGCGCCUUUUCGUUACAGCGAGCAAUAUUACUGCCUUGUUCUUUGAACUUGGUAGCUAUUAUUUUAUAGUAGAAUAUUAUUAUUAUUUUAUUAGACAAAAUUAAUUUAAUUAAUUUUUUGAAAUACAUAUUUUUCAAUUACAGAUUAUAUUUGAUAUAUUGAUUUUUAUGAUUUGUUUUCGAAUUUGUAUUUGCACGAAGGUAUUGACAGAUAUGGAGUUGCCGCGUAUUCAUGGGAAUUUAUGAGAUUUAUUUUAAUAUUAAUUAUGUAAUAGGAUAUUUACAAUUUUAUUAAUUUGAUUUAUAUUUUUCAUAUCGCUGACGCUGUGCGGCCGCUGAGUUUAUUUCGAUUUAUUAUAAUUGUUUAAACAAUGUGCUUCUAAUCAUUUGAAAGAAUGUAAAUACGAUAUUUGAACUGAUAAUAAUAAAAAUUUUUAUUUCUUAAUGAUGA
This is a messenger RNA of Nymphalis io (European peacock), 5413 nucleotides long. It is a transcript of the gene Eip63E, whose product is annotated as cyclin-dependent kinase 14. The record is from RefSeq and is a predicted model, not a curated record. Bases 334 to 1830 code for a protein of 498 amino acids. Gene Ontology annotation, molecular function: heme binding; ATP binding; cyclin binding. NCBI's taxonomy places the organism in Eukaryota, Metazoa, Arthropoda, Insecta, Lepidoptera, Nymphalidae. The transcript is spliced from 11 exons. Gene Ontology annotation, biological process: protein phosphorylation. Gene Ontology annotation, cellular component: cytoplasm; cytosol; nucleus.